AUGGCGCAGGCAGGAUACAACAACCCCUUGAAGAAAUUCAAGCUGGUGUUUUUGGGCGAGCAGAGCGUGGGGAAGACAUCUCUUAUCACGCGGUUCAUGUACGACUCCUUCGACAACACGUAUCAGGCUACGAUCGGUAUCGAUUUCCUCUCAAAGACUAUGUACCUGGAGGACAGAACAGUACGAUUACAGCUAUGGGAUACCGCAGGCCAGGAACGAUUCAGAAGUUUGAUUCCUUCAUACAUUCGAGAUUCCAGCGUAGCGGUUGUGGUGUAUGAUAUUUCCAACGCAAAGUCCUUCCAGAACACCAAGAAGUGGAUCGACGACGUCCGAGCCGAGCGAGGAAACGACGUGAUCAUUGUUUUGGUUGGCAACAAGACGGAUUUGAAUGAGAAGCGAGAGGUUACGACACAGCAGGGAGAGGAUGAGGCCAAGAAGAACAACUUGAUGUUUGUGGAGACCAGCGCGAAGCUUGGCCACAACGUCAAGAAUCUGUUCAAGAGGAUAGCACAGGCAUUGCCCGGAAUGGAGGGCUCUGAUGCAGCAGCUCAAGCAUCAAGCCAGAUGAUUGAUGUCAAGACCAACAACACGCCUGCCAACCAGGAGGGCUGUGCUUGUUGA
Messenger RNA from Clonostachys byssicola, 621 nucleotides. The record is from the annotation of a GenBank genome assembly. Lineage: Eukaryota; Fungi; Ascomycota; Sordariomycetes; Hypocreales; Bionectriaceae.